This is a messenger RNA of Cyphellophora attinorum, 1749 nucleotides long. RefSeq lists its product as uncharacterized. The transcript has 6 exons. Gene Ontology annotation, cellular component: nucleus. The record is from RefSeq and is a predicted model, not a curated record. The coding region runs from base 1 to 1749 and encodes 582 amino acids. Gene Ontology annotation, molecular function: RNA polymerase II cis-regulatory region sequence-specific DNA binding; zinc ion binding; DNA-binding transcription factor activity, RNA polymerase II-specific. Gene Ontology annotation, biological process: DNA-templated transcription; positive regulation of transcription from RNA polymerase II promoter by galactose. NCBI's taxonomy places the organism in Eukaryota, Fungi, Ascomycota, Eurotiomycetes, Chaetothyriales, Cyphellophoraceae.
AUGCGCCGCCCCGGGAGGCCUCCACUCGUCACCGUGUCUGCAACACACUUGAGCGCCACCAAGGACAAAGUCGAAUUGUGGUUUGGUCCUAGCUCAGAUUUUGCUCUUCUGCAGCUGCUCUAUCGACACUUGUACCUAUCGUGGGAUGAUCAAUCCGUGCCAGACGUGAGAGUUGAGGAUGGUAACGACGGUCUGGACACUUUCGACUUCCGUCUCGUCUUCUUCGGCAAUGCUGCUGCGCCAGAGCCCGCUUCGAUGGAUCAGCGACCAUAUUCGGACCCAUUUCUUUUCAUGCCAUACGAGCUUGCUCAAGACAUGCUGGACAGGUAUCUGGCCAGCUACUAUAAUAGCGCCCCAUUCGUGACGCAAGAAGCAUAUCAUAACCAGCUACGCGAACUCUACCAGUCUCCUUUUGCCCACAGUUACAACGAUACUGAUACCCAACUUCUUCUCUUAGCGAUCGCAAUAGCGUCCCUGUCAACGAAUCAUUGGCAAUGGGCAGAGGUCAUUGCGGAGCGCGUGAAGCGAUCCCAGCAUGACGUGCACACCAUCUACGAAAAGGAGCAUGGUCGGCCGAAUGCCGCAUACCUGACAAUUGGCGCUGCUACACGUAAGGCUCUGGCAAUGGGGCUGCACAGAGAGAAAAAAGUUACGCACAUAUCAGCAGAAGAUCUCGAAGAACGACGGAUUACUCUUUGGACACUGUGUUUUCACGAGACCUGGAUGAGCUUCUACGGCGGUCGCCCCAUCCUGAUCGCCAACCUGGAGUGCGAAGUGCCGAGCCCAAAUAACACGUGGGUGCUGAAAUUGAAGCGCUUAACAAAGGUUAUGAUGGAUCUUGCGGCGACAGUGUACGCGACGAAACCACCAUCCCUUCCAGAAUGCUGGAAAGCCGCGUCAUCCGCCGCAAAGGAGCUGCAGACCACCGUCCGCACGGCUUAUGUCGAAAUGGGCAUCAAUCCGGACGAUGCGAUGGAAGUACAUGGUCUCGGUUACAAGGGCGCAUUCCUUCACAUAGUAUCCUCUCAUAUUACCAUGAUCGCGUUCCGGCCAUUCGUGUUGGUGAGGAGUAGUAUAAACCGCACCAUACGAAAGUUUCGUGUGUCUGCAUCACCCAGUCAGAGUGGCGGCAUAGAGGGCACAAGCAGCGAAGCGAAUCCCUCUAUACCCGCGUGGCUGGACGAAGCCUGUGAGCGAUGCACGCAGGCCGCACAGAGUAUCAUUUCGUUCUUUCACGGCACGCUCGCACUAAAGUCUGCGUACAAGGAGCUGAGAUACAGUGUGUUCUUCAUCGGCCACGCAGCAUUCCUCCUCCUUUUCGAUUCACUGCAGGAUCCCAACAUGGAAGCAGUCCAUCUCAGCUACGUCACAAGCGCUCUUGAGUUUCUAGACAAUAUGGGAGGCGGAGAUCCUGCAAAUAUUGCAGCAAAUGCAGUCCGACACAUACUCGGGCGGAUGCAGCAAGCUGCAGACGGUCAUCAGGGCGUGGUGGCAACCGACAGGCCUCGAACAAGACGUUCGACUGCGGAAGCGAGCCAGACACACCCAGCUUCCCAGAGCGUGGCCGUAGAGCAGUCGGCUGCGAAUUCAGACUUCAUGCCCAGUACCGAGGCGGAAGGGAACUUAUCAUGGCUGAAUUUUGACGAUGUUUCCUGGGAAGUAGAUCUGACUCAGUUUGACCCUUUAGCGAUGGACUUCUCAUUCCUGGAAACAACGGACGGCUCAACAGACUCAAGCCAACACAAGUGA